AUGGGGCCACUCACUGAUAAGAGCCAGUGGAUCAAAGGCCUUCAAAGGUCCAGCCGGGCCAUGCACCAGACCAAGCGGCAGUCAGGGAGACCCCCAUGCGGGCAGAGGCGGGGAGAGGCCCCGAGCCCUCCGGAGGGCUGGAGUCCGCCCCAGGCAGCAGGUGUAGAAGGAACCGGGGAAGGCCAGGACUCCCGUAGUUGGCGCCGGAAGGGGAAGAGAAGCCGGGCCCCCUACUACUUGAGCGGGCCGGCUGCUCUGGAGGGAGGAAACGCCACCAUACUGGUGGGCCUUAGGGGGAAAACGGGUGACCACCUCGCCCUUGAAGGUCGCCUGCCCGCCGCCCCCGUGGACACGUGGCCCGGAAACAUGAAAACCAGGGACCGCUCUGCCCUCGCCCUACAGGCGCUCAGCCUUCCCGUCCUUACAAUAAAUAAAAAGUAGGAGAUGUAUGAACUGCUUGAGCAGAUGGUAAUUGGAAGAAUCUUCCAACUCCAGGCUGACCUAUGUGACCUCUCCGUUGCUUCCAGAAACUGGAAAGUAUCCAAGGUAAGUCAAGAUCUGGGAUUGGAAGUUGAUGAAAAGGGAGCUGAGGCAGUGACGGGAACCCUGUUAGAAACGAUUGCUGAUUCCAUGCCUCCCAUCAUCCGAAUAGACCAGCCACGUCAUUUCAUGAUCUAUGAAGAAACCUCUGGAGUGCUUCUAUUUCGGGGCAGGGUGGUGAACCCAGCUCUCCUACGAUUUCAGACACGUGUGAGUACACGGUGCUCCAGGAGACGCCGGACCCGAGGUAGCUGAACCCACAUGGGUUAUUGGCACCUGGCGGCACAAGAGAGUGUCCCCCUCGUCCUCUGCUGGUCUGAGCCAUCCU
Molecule: messenger RNA, 868 nt
Organism: Panthera uncia (snow leopard)
Lineage: Eukaryota; Metazoa; Chordata; Mammalia; Carnivora; Felidae
Product: protein Z-dependent protease inhibitor-like
Biological process (GO): negative regulation of endopeptidase activity
Molecular function (GO): serine-type endopeptidase inhibitor activity
Source: RefSeq, a predicted model, not a curated record